Molecule: messenger RNA, 3452 nt
Organism: Phascolarctos cinereus (koala)
Lineage: Eukaryota; Metazoa; Chordata; Mammalia; Diprotodontia; Phascolarctidae
Gene: GPR135
Product: G protein-coupled receptor 135
Biological process (GO): G protein-coupled receptor signaling pathway
Cellular component (GO): membrane
Molecular function (GO): G protein-coupled receptor activity
Source: RefSeq, a predicted model, not a curated record
UCCUCCCCUCCCCCCUCAGGUUUCAGAGGGGCAGCCUCGGCUGGGGCCCAGCUGAGGCAUGACUGGUCCGGUCUUCGCGGAGCCCCAUGGAGGAGGAGCCGCCGCCGCCGCCGCCUCCCACGCCCACGACGCCCCCCCUCUCCGCCUCCGAGAUCACCCAGAUGAGCAACCUGACGAGCCUGGGCGCCGGCCGCGGCGGGGGCAGCCUGCGCCCCGAGGCAGCCCUGGGCUCGUCUGGCGCUGCGCCGGCCGCGAGCUUCCACGCGGCCGUGAUUUCCUUUACCACCGUGGCGGCCGUGGCGGCCGAGGCGCGGGGGAGCCGGGGCGGCGGCGGCGACAGCGGCCUGGCUGGGGCCGACAAGGCCGGGCCGGGCAGCAGCAGCCUCCCCAGCGGCAGCAGCAGCAGCCUCCCCAGCGGCAGCAGCAGCAUCCCCAGCGGGGAUCCCGUCCCGGCGGGGACGGGGGCGAAGCGGCCGCUGCCGGAGCCCUGGGCGGCCGUGGCGGCGCAGGCGCUCGUGCUGCUGCUCAUCUUCCUGCUCUCCAGCCUGGGCAACUGCGCCGUGAUGGGGGCGAUCGUGAAGCACCGGCAGCUGCGAACCGUGACCAACGCCUUCAUCCUGUCGCUGUCCCUCUCUGACCUGCUCACCGCCCUGCUCUGCCUGCCCGCCGCCUUCCUGGCCCUCUUCGCUCGCCACGGCGGCGGCCUCGACGGCGCCCCCGCCUCCCGGCCCUGGCAGCGCUUCUGCACCGCCAGCCGCUUCUUCGGCUCCUGCUUCGGCAUCGUGUCCACCUUGACCAUGACCCUCAUCUCCCUGGACCGCUACAAUGCCAUCGUGAGGCACCCCGGAAAGAAGAUGGGCUGGCGCAGGGCCCUGCUGCUCUUGCUCGCCGUUUGGCUCGUGGCAGUGGGUAUCUCUUUCCCCUGGGAUCUGCUGGGGGGCUCCGAGGGCGACUGGGGCGAGGAUGCGCACGUCGGACCGAAGCAGAGUUUCCACCGCUGCCUGUACUUUUCCUACCCGGGCCCCUCCCGCUUGGGUCCCACCUACAACAUCUGGCUGAUCGUGACCUGUUACCUGUUUCCCUUUGGGAUCAUGUGCUUCUGUCUCUACCAGAUUUGCAAGACCGUGAGGUUGUCGGAAAUUAGGGUACGGCCGGUUUCAACCUACGCCCACCUGUUGCGCUUCUACAGAGAAAUGCGGACAGCGACCACGGUGCUCAUCAUGAUUGUUUUCAUUAUUUUCUGCUGGGGACCCUACUGCCUCCUGGUACUGUUCACAGCUGCAGCCGGGGCUGCAGGUGCCCAGACACCCCCAUUCCACCCGGUCCUGAAUACCGUGGCCAUAUGGAUGGCCUGGGCAAAUGGAGCCAUAAACCCUCUCAUCUACGCCAUCCGCAACCCCAACAUUUCCAUACUGCUGAGGCACAAACGGGAGGAAGGUUACAGGACUAGAAAUGUAGCCGCGUACUUGUCUAGCCGCAAUCGACAUCUGGAGGCCAGAAGCGUCGCUAAUCGUCUCAGAGAACGCUAUGCCCACAGGCUCGGCGUGCGCAGUAGAGUGUCCUCUUGCAGUUCUGCUAAUGGCGAAGGAGGCAGGGAUAUGGCCAUGUGGGCUUGUAGAAAUCCAGCCCUACUCUUCUGCCGAGAUGGGCUACCAGACACCGCGUCUGAAGUAGCCAUGCAGGGUAAAACAGUAGAUACUAGUCUCUAAAAACAGAGUGUGUGCAUGAAUAGAACCAAGUGCGACCGCAAGAGUAUUCAUUCCAUCCUUGACAUUUUAGGGCUAGGGGAAUUCCAUUUCAGGAUCAGUGGAGUUCCUGAGAACCAGCCAUUUUAUACUGAAAGAAAAGAGGGGGCAGGGCUUGCCAUUUUCAGAAAGGCUGAUUAAAAGACACACACAUACACACACACACACACACACACUUACGUUUUUGCAAAAGUGCCAAGACUGAUGUAAAUUGCAAAAAAUUAAACCAACGUGACUGACCGUUGUGAAUUGUAAGUGCCAAAAAAAAAGACCAAAAACCAAAUACUAGAUCAGACCACCUAAAGCCCAUAUGUAUAGGAAUCACACUGUGAAAAACAAAAAUACAACGUCUUUGAAAGAGGUUAUUGUUAUUUAUUCUAAUGCACAAAAGGUCUCCAGCUAUGGGAUGGAAAACUAGAUACUGUGAUCAACUUGUAUUGAGAUUGUCUUCUAAAUGAAUUUAACAAAAUUGACAAUCAGAAUCUACCAAUUUAUAGGAAAUACAACUUAUGUAUUUGGGGGAUAGGAUACAAGGAAAGAACAGUUCUUAUCCUCACGAAAUUGGAAAAAAAAAUUAUAUUUACAUAUUAGGUGCAAACACAGUCUGGGAAGAACAAAAACUGCAAGAUAUGACUAUAGGGAAAUAUAACUGAUUAGCUAAACUGUAAAAUACACAUCUAAUUCAGUGUUGCCUUUUCAAGUAGUCACCUUAAGAAGACUUAAAACCUAUGUGGUGCUCCCUUCUUUGGUAUGACCUUUAGAAUUUACAGUGCAUUCUUAUGAAUAUCCUUAUUAGCUGCAAAUCUGGAUUCUUUGAAAGGGGAUAUGACUCUUGGAUAAAGUCAUAAGCAAGUAUGAUGAAUAUGGUGAGUGAUCAGACUGAGAUAACCUCAUAGCUGAUUAAUAUUACUGUAAAGUAAUGACAUUGGUUUUGUCGUAAUUUAACUCUGAAGGAUAUUCCAAAAGAGGAGUUCUGGAAAUGAUUGGGGCAGUGGCAACACAAUUUGAUGAACUCAGUGGCUUCCCAGGUUGACUACUCUGAAAGACAAAGGUCAUUUGAAUGUAGACAUUCUGAUGUUAAAAAAAAAAAAGUCAGUCUCAUUGCUUUAUAGUUAAAAGGUCCAUAUAACUAUAAUUUUAAAGCCCAACUCACAUUCCAGGCAUGUCUUGGUCAUAUUCUUUAGAGAGAAUAACUAUAAACUGGCCAUGUUUCAAGGGCUUUAAAUUGUAGGUCUAGAAUGAUAGUUGUAUUAUGCUGGUCAAGUGGUUAAUUAGAUGUAUCCAGAAAUUACUGAAAAGUUCUUUAAAAAUUAAUUGCUUGACUAUAGUUAAAAUAAUACCAAAAAAAAGCACAAACUAGGACACUCUUCAAAUGAAAUGCCAUUGCACUCAAAUUCUUUGACUCAACUUUUAAAAGAUGCUUUUGUGUUUUCUCCCUCAAUUCCCUUCUUUCUCCCUAUUCUCUUUUCCCUUCCCUCUUUUCCCUCACCCCAAAGAGGCUCAGGACUUCGUAGCCUUAAUUUAACAUUUAAAAUUAGGCAUGAGAUUCAUCCUUCUACUUUCUGAAGACUUAAAUGUGAAAUAAUAUCCAGUAUUUUUUCUUAUACAACACUGAAAGAUGUUUUAAUAUUUUUUGUUUGUGAGGAGUCAGUAUACGUCAUUAUUUUGUAAUCUAAACCUAAAAUAAAUAGUCUUUUAUGCAACAAU